ACAGUCUGCCGUGGACAGGUCACCUUAUCGCUCGCACCACACAUUGUCAUGCAACAACCGUGAUCCCCGUACUGAACAGGCUGUGUGACAGCUUGUCCUGCGAUGACAGGCCCCUUUACAGGAGAGCAAGGUUUUCCUCUCUACUCUUGCAAGUCUUGAUUCCGUCCGUGAUCUCGUAUUUUUCUCCCGUAACCCUCUGCAUCGUCCUUCUUCUUAGGUUUCUGCUCCGCAACAGUGUGCAGCGGAUACAAGAAACACAGAAGCAAACACAGACACACACAUACACGCACUCAAACAGCAAUGCAGAGAAGAGUGUCGCUAAUUGUGACAGAACAAGGUCCGGACCGAAACUCUGCUGCGGGUAGUCCCAAUGAUGCCUUCCGAAAACAACAGCGCAGCCCCCACCCCUCGAUGAGGGCGUUCGAGGAGAACGACAAACGUCCGUCAGAAAGCCUGCAAGGCUCUUCCAUGGGACACACACGCAGCAUGUGGUGCACUAGCGACAUGAACAACGGUUCGCAGAGCCAGCAGACGGCGGACGAGGGACUCCAUUCGAGAAGAGUAUCUCUCGACGACUUGGACGUCGCCUCGUUGCGACCACGGGGAGGAGAAGGCAGCGGCUCUGUGCCGAUGAUUGGCUCGUUGGUCUACUAUAGACACAAAAGCGACUCUGCGAUCUUGAACCAGAACACACAGGGUGACGCACAGGGUAACGCACAGGGCGACGAACACGGUGCCGCUGUACCACGGCCAGCAACGCUGACGACUGCACCACCAGCGAGACCCUGCAUCAGCGAUGACGGCGAUGGAGCAGACGACGAGGAAGCCUUGCUAUCAGACGCAGAAUCAGUUGCUUCUCCAAUUCCACCACACAUGCGCCACAGGAAAUACAGACACUUCUCAUAUCCGUGGAUCUAUGCAGACGAGGCAGACGAGUUUGGAAUGAUCAAUUCGAAAAUAGAUUCCCGCAUAAGACAGAACGACCAGAGGCUGAGCAGCUACUUCCAGAACCAGCGCAAGAGAAGCCACUUCAACAACACACAUUACCACAUCCCCGGAUUGGACCCGGCUCCCUCCCCAGACUCGGAGCUCUCCGAAAGUUCAGCUCCGGCUGCGCUCCCUUCCAAAAGUAGGUCCAGCUCGACGUCGAUGCGAGAUUCCGUAUCUCCUAACAGUACCGGAAACAGGAGUCCACACACAAAUAGCAGGCAUCGGAGGAGGUUGACGUGCGCCAUGAUAUUCACCACUCCAAAAGUAGUCGAAAUCUGAUCCUAUGGAUCCGGCUUGGCAGACCGCUAGUAUUUUGUACUUACCACCCAACUUUAAGUUACGUUACUGUCCUUUUUUGCUACCAAGUUUCUGGGGUAAUACAACAUUAUCGCAAUGAGAUACCGACAUGGCAAUAUAACCAAUACUUGCUGUUAAUAUAACGACAUAAAUAUGUAAACUAUAUAGACCAGGUCUAAUAUUUUUGUGAACUUCACUUGGACUCUCUCUGUACAAGCUUACUGUUGUAAAACACGAAACUAGCUUUAAGCCUCGAAUUACGCGUAC
This is a messenger RNA of Pichia membranifaciens NRRL Y-2026, 1554 nucleotides long. RefSeq lists its product as hypothetical. Bases 301 to 1269 code for a protein of 322 amino acids. Lineage: Eukaryota; Fungi; Ascomycota; Pichiomycetes; Pichiales; Pichiaceae. The transcript has a single exon. The record is from RefSeq and is a predicted model, not a curated record.